CCAGGAUUGAUUUCCCUUUUCCCUUCUUCUCCUCCUCUUACAACAACCUACAUACAACCUCAACCAACACAAAAAAAUAAAUAAAGAAAAUCUCCCUUCUACAUAUUUAUUUACAUACGGAGGAAACCAGUCCGACUCCCUUCAGCGCGCAAGUGCCAUCAGACAAGCCUGCAGAAAUACCCGUUCCCAUUCGAGAUACCCCGCGCACGGUCGGCACGAUCCCACACCAGCCAACCAGCCAAAACAGAGCAAAAGAGCUCCUCUUCUUCCCUGGUCUCUUGGCUGUGAAUCACCCCCAACAAGCCUGGCUCUCCUCCAAUCAACUCAGUCCACUACGAUAACCCAUCCAUCCAUCUGCACCCUCCUCUCCUCCUCAUCCGGUCUCACAGAUCACUCUUUCCCUCUCUCGCACUCUCGACUCCCUUGGACAGCUGAGCACACUCAUCCCCAGGAACCUUCUCGCCUCAGGGACAACACUUGCACAAAUUCGUCGAGGACGCGGUGUACACAGGAGAAAGCUUAAGCCAGUGUGCAGCAGCUUUCGAACAGCAGAGGAACAAAACACAUUAAAUUCAGCCACCCCUUUGGAUACACAUACUCAACAUAUCCCCCACCCAAGGCCCGAGAUGGCUUCCCAAGCCAACCAGCAGCACCAAGCCAAACUCAAUCGACACUCCUUCGACCAGGAGAAAUCGAUGCCCAACAACACCACCUCACCAUCACACUCACCCGCCCUACUACAACAACAACAACAACCACAUAACCAACAACAUCACCACAGCAAAGAGGAAGCCCACCAUCACAACACAAACAUCAACAUCAUCACCCAACACCAAGACCACCAUCACCCACCUCAGCAGCAACAACAACAACGACGCUCAGCCAGUCAUACCCAGACACAGAACAACAGACUCUCCGCACUCCCACCGAGCAUGGCACGGAACCGACUGCCGACGCUCCAGGAGGUCCUAGCCAGACAGACCAGACCGCCCGUCGAUCUCUACUGCUUCUACCUCUAUCUCCAGCGGGAAAAGGCCGAAGACUCGCUCGACUUCUGGCUCGACGCUCAGCAACACGAGAAUCUCUGUCGGGCUUACUUCAAGGACCUCCGCCGCUCCGCCGUCGACCUGAGAGACGAGUGGCCCGCUUAUUACCAACGCGCUUGUACUAGGGGGAGCGUUUAUAAUCCUAUUAAUGGGAUUUCUAGACAGAGUCGACUGAUGAACGAGACGCAGAAUUUCUUCCAAAGACCCAAUGCCGCCCAAUCGAUAGACAGCUCGCGAGUUUCCCAGCAGGGGAUGCCGAGCCCCAAGCCUCCCCACGUCUCACCCGCCUUACGAGCGCUCUUCCCACACGACAAGAUCCCCGAUCAGGACGACGAUCUGCCGGUCCGGCCGUUACGUCAGAGCAGCACUCGGGCCCGCACGCCCAUCCAACCGGUCAUCCCACGUUCCUCGGCGAUCACCAGGACAGACCUGAUAGCCUCGGCCGAGCGGAUCUAUUAUCGCUACCUGCUCAGCGGGGCCGAGAAGGAGAUCUACCUGCCCUCGAGCCUGCGGAUCCACAACUUCCCGAUCAACAGCACCAGUCUGCCGCAUGCGGGCAGCCCGGACUACGACGACGAGGCCAGCUUCUUGGCUAUGGUCCCCGACCUCUUCGUCAGCCAGAAAGAAUACAUCUUUCGAAGCAUGGAGCGAGACACCUUUCCUCGGUUUCUUCGCGCCAAAGCGUUCGGUAAUCUGACCCCGAUGAGCAGCAUCAUCCGGUUAUCUGUCGGCUUGGUGGCCAUAUGGAUCGGCCUAUCCGUCGCUCUGUCGCUCAUCUUCCUCGACAUCCAUCCUCGUGCCCAUCGGCUCUGGUCAAUGAUCCCCUUAUCGAUCGGCGCGGUCGGAGUUCUGGGCCACUUCUACGAGCUCGACCCGGUCCUCCUGCUCUUCAAUCGCUCGGAAACUACGUUCUUUAGGACGCUCUCUAUCAAGGAGAAAUACGUCCAGAAAAUCCUCCGUGGCAGGGCCGUGUGGGUCGUCGUCCUCAGCUCGAUCAUCGUCGCUUGUCUCACCUGUAUCCUCGUCUUCGUCCCCGGCCAUCGUCUCUAACCCUAAUACAUCCUCGACUCUCCCCUCUCCAAACCCCUUCUCCACUUACCUCUUCUUCUGCUCUGACUAAUUCUAAUACUACUACUAUCUCGACUUCCGUCCACCACUCCUCGUUCGAAAUUUCUUUCUUUUUUUUCUUUUUUUAUUUCUUUCGUUUGUUCGGCGUCGCUUCCUCCACGUCCUCUCAGUAGCUCUUAUCCUUAUUUUUUCCGUCUUUCCUCUCUUUCGGAUUCUGGGACGUUUUUUUGUUUCUUCUUCUUCUUCUUUUCAAAACAAAGAACAAGGAGGAAACUUGUGUUCGGGGGACUUGGGCACUACAUGUUUUUUUUGGUUGGUUGGUUUUAAUGUGAUACCCUGUUCAGGAUCUCUUUCUUUGUUUGAUUUGAUACCUAUCUUAUACUUGUCUCCCCUCACCUCAGUUAUUUUCUUCCCACACAUUCUUUUCCAAGUUGUGUGUCUUUUCUGCUGUGUGUACAUAUUAACAUUCAGGAGAGCGAUUCUAUUUGACGAUACCUUUUCGUGUUUACGGGGCCUGUCAUUCACUUCUCUAUCUGAUGGGUUGUCUUCCUUUUUUUUUGUUUUUUGAUAUGAUCAGUUGAUCUACCUUGGCAUGUAUGUGUGUUCUUUUUUUGGAUUUUUUUUUUGUUUUGGGAAAGGUAUCUUUGACUAUAUUAUUAUUUUAUAUAUACCCCCAAGCUGUCUUUUUUUUUAAACCUUAUGCCCUCCUAUAUCUUACCCGCUGAUCAUACCACCAUGAGCUGUGUGUGUGUGUGUGAAAUUUGGUUGUUGUGGUCUUUGAGGCUCAGCCCUCUUGUCUGUGUUCUUCUUUGUGAUUGGAUGGGCCUGGACUGGACAAUGAUAAAUAUAAGAACUUCGACGGGGUCUACCGUCUACGCU
Messenger RNA from Puccinia graminis f. sp. tritici CRL 75-36-700-3, 2993 nucleotides. RefSeq lists its product as uncharacterized. Lineage: Eukaryota; Fungi; Basidiomycota; Pucciniomycetes; Pucciniales; Pucciniaceae. The record is from RefSeq and is a predicted model, not a curated record. Gene Ontology annotation, biological process: intracellular protein localization. Gene Ontology annotation, cellular component: plasma membrane. The transcript is spliced from 9 exons. The coding region runs from base 627 to 2096 and encodes 489 amino acids.